GUGGGGAGUGGCUUCGGCUGCGAGCCCCGCUGCUCGCCCGCCCUCAGGGGAGGGGAUCGUAUUUCUCAGUUACGUGCCCACUGGGUCCACCAGCGGCCUCCUGCCUCCCUCCCCUUCCAGCUCCGGCCCCGGCUGCCCCUCCCUCUGCCUAAUGGAUCGAUUUGGUCAGACGCCAAAACUCCACUAUCCCUUGAAUUUAAAAAACUGUAAACAGCCAUGCCUGUCGGACUCCCGUCCAGCCCUGGGGACCCUGACGGGAGACCCUUUGUUCUUGGGGACCUUCCCCCCACCCCCACCCCCCGCCAUCAGAACAUCUUCAGACCAUUUCUGUCUGCUUUGCCCGGGGUUGGCGUGGACAGCCCUCCCCGUGUCCCACCUGAUGUCUCACUGUCUCCGCCCCCCACCCAGGUGUUGCCCACCAACCCGGAGGAGAGCUGGCAGGUGUACAGCUCCGCCCAGGACAGCGAGGGCAGGUGUAUCUGCACAGUGGUCGCCCCCCAGCAGACCAUGUGCUCGCGGGACGCCCGUACGAAACAGCUGCGGCAGCUGCUGGAGAAGGUGCAGAACAUGUCCCAGUCCAUAGAGGUGCUGGACCGGCGGACUCAGCGGGACCUGCAGUACGUGGAGAAGAUGGAGACCCAGAUGAAAGGCCUGGAGUCCAAGUUCAAGCAGGUGGAGGAGAGCCACAAGCAACACCUGGCCAGGCAGUUCAAGGCGAUAAAAGCGAAAAUGGAUGAACUUAGGCCUUUGAUACCCGUGUUGGAAGAGUACAAGGCCGAUGCCAAAUUGGUUUUGCAGUUUAAAGAGGAGGUCCAGAAUCUGACGUCAGUGCUUAACGAGCUGCAAGAGGAAAUUGGCGCCUAUGACUACGAUGAGCUGCAGAGCAGAGUGUCCAAUCUUGAAGAGAGGCUCCGUGCGUGCAUGCAAAAGCUAGCCUGCGGCAAGCUGACGGGCAUCAGUGACCCCGUGACCGUCAAGACGUCUGGCUCCAGGUUCGGGUCCUGGAUGACCGACCCUCUGGCCCCUGAGGGCGACAACAGGGUGUGGUACAUGGACGGCUACCACAACAACCGCUUCGUGCGCGAGUACCGGUCGCUGCAGGACUUCAUGACGACGGACAACUUCACGUCGCACCGGCUGCCGCACCCCUGGUCGGGCACGGGCCAGGUGGUCUACAACGGCUCCAUCUACUUCAACAAGUUCCAGAGCCACAUCGUCAUCCGCUUCGACCUGCGCACCGAGAGCAUCCUGAAGCAGCGCAGCCUGGACUACGCCGGCUACAACAACAUGUACCACUACGCAUGGGGCGGCCACUCGGACAUCGACCUGAUGGUGGACGAGAGCGGGCUCUGGGCCGUCUACGCCACCAACCAGAACGCCGGCAACAUCGUGGUCAGCAAGCUGGACCCCGUGUCGCUGCAGGUGCUGCACACCUGGAACACCAGCUACCCCAAGCGCAGCGCCGGCGAGGCCUUCAUCAUCUGCGGCACGCUCUACGUCACCAACGGCUACUCGGGCGGCACCAAGGUGCACUACGCCUACCAGACCAACGCCUCCACCUACGAGUACAUCGACAUCCCCUUCCAGAACAAGUACUCGCACAUCUCCAUGCUGGACUACAACCCCAAGGACCGCGCGCUCUACGCCUGGAACAACGGCCACCAGGUCCUCUACAACAUCACCCUCUUCCACGUCAUCCGCUCCGACGAGCUGUAG
Messenger RNA from Myotis davidii, 1716 nucleotides. It is a transcript of the gene OLFM1, whose product is annotated as olfactomedin 1. The record is from RefSeq and is a predicted model, not a curated record. The transcript is spliced from 5 exons. Gene Ontology annotation, biological process: signal transduction. Bases 217 to 1716 code for a protein of 499 amino acids. NCBI's taxonomy places the organism in Eukaryota, Metazoa, Chordata, Mammalia, Chiroptera, Vespertilionidae.